AUGCCAGCCCUUCGGGAAGCUCUCAUGGCGCGGACAGGCGUGGCCAUGGGACAGCUGGGUAUCGCUGUAUCGCACGCCGAGAACAACAUCGCAGAAUCCGUCUCAACAUUACUACGGCGGGUGCAUGUCCCGUUCAACAGCACAAGUCCGCCCGGCUUGAUAGAAGCAAACACCGUCGACCCAUGGGACAAGAGUGGAAAAUAUGCGUUGGCAUAUGUCUACUUUUGUAUACCUCUGCUGGUAAUUGCGGCACUCAUGCGAUACUACCACCUAUUCACGGACAAGAUCCGGACAGCACUACAUCAAGAAGAGGUAUUACAGUCCUCGAAGACAUCAUCUCCCGCCACAGACUACGAGCUAUCAGUACUUGAUACUGACAAGUCCACCAUGAAGUUCUUUCCUCGCGAAGGCCCGCUACCAAGUGUGCCAAAACAGCAAUCUAGUGUAUCCUCAGUGGGCCCAAUUAACAACCUGGUGGCCUUUUUCCGAUUCAUUUUCUAUCGACCGACUCCACAGAUUCAGAUCAAGAAAGGAUGGAGGCCUAUUGUGUUUCCAUCUUUGUCGACAAUUGUGAUCGUGUCACUUGCUUUGAUCCUAGGAGUACUCUACUGCACCCUCCCUCAACCACUGUUCUGGGAAAGCAUUGCUUAUGGCUCGCCUCCACUGGCAGUUCGCUCUGGCAUGAUGGCGGUUGCUCUCAUGCCUUGGAUCGUCGCGCUUGCAAUGAAGGCGAACCUCAUCUCCAUGGUGACUGGCAUCAGUCACGAACGAUUGAAUGUGCUGCACAGAUGGGCAGCGUACAUUUGUCUGGGUCUCAGCAUCAUGCACACCGUUCCUUUUUACGUUACCCCGGUGUGGGAAAAGGGUGCGAGAGAAACUUUCAGACAGUUGUUCCAACAGAACGAAGGAAUGUACAUUUACGGCACAGGUAUCGCGGCGCUUGUUCCCCUGUGUUUCCUUUGUAUGCACUCGAUCGCCCCUCUCCGUCACCGAAUGUACGAGCUCUUUGUAGCGCUCCAUGUGCCAGUCUCCAUUGUCUUCGUCGGCAUGAUGUUCUGGCAUUGCAACAACUACCUAACAUCUUGGGACUAUCUGCUCUCGACCGUUGCCGUAUGGCUAUUCUCCUAUAUCAUGCGGCUCUUCUACCUCAACUGGACUCGUCCAGGACGUAUGUCAUGGCUCAUAGGCGACGAGUGUGCCGUGACCCUCAUGCCAGAGAACGCCAUCAAGAUCACCAUUCCAACUCAGAUGAAAUGGAGACCUGGACAAUACGUCUAUCUCCGCAUGCCUGGCAUCUCUGUAUUCGAGAAUCACCCUUUUACCAUCGCCUCGCUCUGCAGCGAAGAUUUUCCUUCGGAAUACGGUGAAGGCUACCGUGACAUGGUCUUGGUCUUCCGACCAUUUGGUGGCUUCACCAGGAAGGUCCGUGAGAAAGCCCUCCAACAUGGUCCAUGGCAUACCUACCGGGCCUUUGUCGAUGGUCCCUAUGGAGGCAUGCAACGACGCAUUGAAGCCUUUGAUGACGUUGUACUUAUUGCUGGCGGUAGCGGCAUCACCGCCAUCGUCUCACAACUCCUGUCUUUGAUCAAGAAGAUGCGCGACGGCAAGGCAGUCACACGCAAGAUCCACGUCAUCUGGGCCCUUAAGCGUCCUGAGACGAUGGAGUGGUUCAAGGAAGAACUUCGCAUCUGUCGAGAGUAUGCACCACCCGAGACAGUAGAGUGCCAGUUCUACAUUACCGCAGCAAAGCGCAACCUUGCUGGUGGAUUGGUUAGUGCAAAGACACCGACACGUCCAGUGUCGCUUUACUUCCACGACAAGGUCAACGACGCUUUCCAAAAUAUCGCUGAACAUCGCUUGUCCGGCAUCUCGUCCAAACGACACUCAGCGCUUAUCCGCGACGAAGCGCAAGGCGACCCAGAGAAGGAGUCUGAACUUCGACGCGAGAACGAAGACAGCAUUACCGCUCUCCCACAGGCGCACUUGCUGCCUAUCAACAGGGGCCAUCUGGCCCCACCACGCCCCAGCCACAACAACGGCAGUAUCUCCGCAGAGUCAGUGGAUAGCUCGAACCCCGACCUCAUUGCCCCGGCGCCCCGCGGAUUGGCUGCCCGCCGUCAGGAGCGUAAUCUUUCUCUUGAUAUUUCACAGGCUGUCGCGGCCGGCUCUGGGGCAAUGGCCCCCAGCAUCGUCCACAACCCUACUGAGACUACACAAGGGUUCGACUUUGGUUUCCCCUCGACGCCCACCGAGUUCCAGAAGAACCUGAUGCGCUUUGCUUUUCUGCCCGCCGCCGUCAAGAAGAAGGACGGAUGGAGCACAGAAUACGGACGCCCAGAUAUACCGUAUCUACUCAGGGGGCUGAGUAAAAACUUUGGCAGACGCACUUGUGUCUUCGUGUGCGGACCACCGGCAAUGCGCAUCAGUGUCAGCGAGACUGUUGCGCAGUUGCAACGAAGUGUGUGGAAUGACAGUGGGCGCGACGAAAUCUUCCUUCACGCCGAGAACUACGCUCUGUAA
Bipolaris zeicola 26-R-13 is the source of this 2520-nucleotide messenger RNA. RefSeq lists its product as uncharacterized. NCBI's taxonomy places the organism in Eukaryota, Fungi, Ascomycota, Dothideomycetes, Pleosporales, Pleosporaceae. Gene Ontology annotation, cellular component: plasma membrane. Gene Ontology annotation, molecular function: ferric-chelate reductase activity. The transcript is spliced from 2 exons. Bases 1 to 2520 code for a protein of 839 amino acids. The record is from RefSeq and is a predicted model, not a curated record. Gene Ontology annotation, biological process: copper ion import; intracellular iron ion homeostasis; iron ion transport.